Messenger RNA from Phodopus roborovskii (desert hamster), 1705 nucleotides. RefSeq names its product mal, T cell differentiation protein like (gene Mall). Lineage: Eukaryota; Metazoa; Chordata; Mammalia; Rodentia; Cricetidae. The transcript is spliced from 4 exons. Gene Ontology annotation, cellular component: membrane. Gene Ontology annotation, molecular function: structural constituent of myelin sheath. Gene Ontology annotation, biological process: myelination. The record is from RefSeq and is a predicted model, not a curated record. Bases 75 to 539 code for a protein of 154 amino acids.
GGAGGUGAUACUUGAACAGCUGCGGGCGGGCGCGGGGAGUGCCGCGGAGCAAGGGUACCGGCCUAGGUGACAGCAUGGCUUCCCGGGACACUCCGCCAGCCACCAGCUAUGCCCCGUCCGACGUGCCCUCGGGGGUCGUUGCUGUGUUUCUCACCAUUCCCUUUGCCUUCAUCCUACCGGAGCUGGUGUUUGGGUUCUUGGUCUGGACUCUGGUGGCUGCCACACACGUAGCAAGACCUUUGCUGCACGGAUGGGUGCUGUAUGUGUCACUCACCUCGUUUCUCAUCUCCCUGAUGUUCCUGCUGUCCUACUUGUUGGGGUUUUACAAACGAUUUGAGUCCUGGAAGGUCCUGGACAGUCUGUACCAUGGAACCACAGGCAUCCUGUACAUGAGUGCCGCUGUCCUGCAAGCACACGCCACUAUCAUUUCUGAAAGCAGCAACCUAAAUGAAUACUACAUCAAUACUGCAGCAUCAUUCUUCGCCUUCCUCACCACCCUACUCUAUAUUCUGCAUGCCUUCAGCAUCUAUUACCACUGAAGUGCCGGAGAACAAACCCAGUGAGGCUCACUUUCCGAGGCCGUAUCGCCCAAGGCAAGACUAUCGUCUUGCCAUUUGCCAUUCAGGUGAUAAAUGGAAGAUCUACCGAGCCACUCACAGGGUCAACAGACUGUCUUUCUGGAAUGUGUGAGGAGACUCACUUUGGCAUUUUUCUCUUUGGACAUUCUUACUCCUCAUGGUGACUGAAGAUCCACCCCUACCCCUACCCUGAAGAUGGCUGCCUCUUGAAGAUUCCUGACCAUGAACUCACUUUUCGAGAAUAUCAACUUUGAACCCCCAUAGUUCAAAAUACCAGCUCUGCCAAUCAUACCUGGUUAGGAUCUUUUGCCCCAGCAAUGGUGCUCCCCAUGAUAGGUUUAGGAAUAUUCAAUCUUAUUUUCUAAAAUAGGCAAGGCUUCACGAAAGCCUGAAGGUCUAAUGCCCAAUCCUUGUAGCCUCUGAUACUGCCCUGAAGCAGUUGUCCAGCCCUGCCUACUUCCCCUGGACCUCACCCCUGCUGCCUCUGCAUUAAAGAUCCGAGGAAAACAUACAUAAAACCAAUUCUGGGGGUAAAUUUAUGGGAGAAAUAUAUGGUUGGGUUUGAGGAGUCAGAAUGGGAAAGACAUAGCCAGUUAAUGCAUAAGCCACAUCCUUCAGAAACUGCUGGGCUCAGUGGGCCUGUGUGGAGCCUCACAGACCAACCUAAAGAUCACAAGAUUCCUCCUCCUUUAGGGAAGAUGUCAGCAAAGGAGAUAAAAUGCUGCAAGCAUGAAUUUACCUUCUGGCUCCUCCCAGAAACACAACAGGGAGAAGCAGUUGCUAUAUUGUUGCACGGGCUCUGAAGGGCCCCCUCUAGAGGUCUGUGCUGACUUGUGUGUGUGUCCCCAGCUCUCUUCCUGGUGACCCUCCAGGUGGGACCAGUCUUCAGGAUUCAUCAUGGAAGGGAGACUGUGUUUGGGGGUCAUUUUUCUAAGAACAGGCCUUGUGAGAAGAAAAGUAUAAAGUCAAGUGAAUACUCCCACUGCAAGCUGGGCUCUCUAUCCUAUCACCAUCUGGAAGGGUCUCAGUCCCUUGCCAAGGGUGCCUGCAUGCCUGGGUUUCCUCACCCAACAGGCCAACAAGACACAGCCCCAUGACUGCAUAAAUAAAUAAUUGCCAAAAGGGAA